Bacidia gigantensis is the source of this 3009-nucleotide messenger RNA. RefSeq lists its product as uncharacterized. The record is from RefSeq and is a predicted model, not a curated record. NCBI's taxonomy places the organism in Eukaryota, Fungi, Ascomycota, Lecanoromycetes, Lecanorales, Ramalinaceae. The coding region runs from base 1 to 3009 and encodes 1002 amino acids. Gene Ontology annotation, molecular function: methyltransferase activity; chromatin binding. The transcript is spliced from 3 exons. Gene Ontology annotation, cellular component: nucleus.
AUGAUUGAGGCCACUGGCUCCAAUGAAAUGGUAGCUCUGCAUGAAUUUAAUGAAUCGAAUGUAUCACAUUUCCUUUUUGAUGGUAUCGUCUCCCACGAAGGAAAAGGAUAUUACCUCGAGCAUGUGCCGUUCAAUCUGCUGUCUAUUGGAGGAUAUGAGGAUACACAAAGCGCCAGCGUGGAUGACAAUAUCUGGAUUCAAAGCCUUGAAAGUCGAAGAACGGACGUCUGGUAUAGAGUUCGAAGGCCAAAGCCGGAGUAUCAGCGGUAUCAUAACUGGUUCCUAUGGAUGGCGGAUCUGGCUAAGCAUGUCAUUGAUUACAUGUUCUCUGUAGGGGCUACUCACCUUUUGAAUUAUCAAAGCGACUUUGAUUCAUGGCUAGCGAAGACUUACCCUUUUGCUCCGUCCGUAAAGAACUGGAGGUCACAGUAUGGUGAUCGUGACUUCCGUCGAGUGAUUGCGAACCAAGCAGUUUUUCUGCACUGUCAGGCUUCACAGGUCAAUGAGACAUACCUCACACAGCCUCUCUGGCAAGAAAUCCAUCCAAAGCACCUAUCAGCAGUUCCAAAAAGGGUCGAAAGACGUCUUGAUGCCCAGCAAAUGAUCACUUCUGGAAAAGGGAUCCUGCAUCGCAAGACGACAGUGACUCCAUACGUAUACGAGUGCUUUAAAAGUCUACCAUGGGCAAGGUACUUGCACCUCCAAGAACCUUCCGGACUUAAUUUUGCGAAUGGUAGAAAGUUGCCGAACAUCAAGAGUGCAAUUAAAAGGCGCGGAUGCGAGAGCAAGACUUUUUCAAAUGCAGCUCAAGUUGGAGUCGGUGACGUUGUGGCGAUCCCGCCAGACCAAGAUAGUGUUUGGAAGACGAAAGCCCAAGAAUGGUACGCAUAUGUCCAAAGUAUCGAUACGACUCCAGAAGGCUUCAAGCUUGGCCUGCUGUGGCUCUAUGAACCUGGCGACACAGCUUGCAUGAAAAUGCGGUAUCCCUUUGCAAACGAACUCUUUCUAAGUGAUCAUUGCAAUUGUGGUGACGCCGCCUCGUUCACCACUGACAUUAUCAGACAGCCGCUCGUUGAUUUUUAUGGAUGCCCUGAGUCAAACAGGGGUGAUUUCUUUUGUCGUCAAAGAUAUGUUGCAGACGACGCCGAAUGGGUGACUCUCGAGGACGCACAUUUUCAGUGUGCUUGUAAGACCAGAAAUAAGCCUACCAGGCAAUUUCUGCCUGGGCAGACAAUCCUCUAUACCAAGCGCAAUCCAGGAAAGAAGUCGGUGCUGGAACCUGCUGUUAUCGCGAGUUAUGAUCCAUUUGAGAAAACUUACAGAGUAAGGCUGCUCUUACGGAGAAGGCGCGAUUUUGGUGUGCCUCUUGCGGCGCUCAACGAGCUUGUAUACACCAAUCGCUUUGACACAGUGCCUCUUCAAAGGGUCGACAGACCUUGUCACGUUCGAUUUUACCCUUGUGACAUACGUGACACCGGCGAUAUUGCUGCGCCAUACAACCGCCAAGGUCAAGGAGACCAUUACUUCAUUUGCUCGAUGGAAACGAAUGGCACGGUUCUGGAAAAUUUGCGUUUCCCCCGGUCUGAAGUAAUUCAAGGCUGGGAUCCUAUUCAAUGUCCUACGCAGAAACCUCUGAGGACUCUGGAUGUAUUCUGCGGAGGCGGCAAUUUCGGCCGUGGUAUCGAAGAAGCCGGCGUGGCUAAAUGUGAAUGGGCUGUCGAUCACUGCAGCGAAGCAAUUAACACCUACAAAGCCAAUAUGUUUGACCCCAAUACAAAGCUUUUCCAUGGCUCGGUAAAUCAGUAUCUAAGUGAAGCUUUAAGAGGCAACGAACACGAUGGCUUAGUCGCCCAAGUUGGGGAGGUGGAGUUCGUCAUCGCCGGUAGUCCUUGUCAGGGCUUUUCGCUGUUGAACCCUAUCAAGGGAAAUGAAGGAGGUCUUCUUAAUGAAUCAUUGGUUGCCUCAGUAGUCUCUUUCAUUGACUUCUACCGCCCGAAACACGCGUUGCUCGAGAACGUGAAGGGUAUGGCUUACGGCCCCGAAGACAAGAACGUUCUUGCGGCUGUUCUUUCUCCACAAGCUAGAACCCGAAUAUUCAUCUCUGUGACUGCACCUGGAACAAGCCCACUUCGAGAACCGUUGCAAACACAUGGCCACCCAGAAUCCGUGAUGGCCGGGAGCCUGGGACGAACCGCGAAUGGACUUAAGUUUGGGGCGCGUCUUCAUGUCCGGACACCCUUCAGCUACGUAUCAGCAGAGCAAGCGACAGCUGACUUGCCAUCAAUUGAUGCAGGCGUUGUUCCUAUUGCCUUCCCAGACCACCGCAUGUCCAGAACCAUGUCUGUGUUGAACAAGACGUGCAUAUCUUGUGUCCCAAGAUUUCCUGAAGGGCAAGGGUUCCUCGCUUCCUACAAGAAGGGCUGGAUACCACAGAUCAUCAUUGACAAUUUCUCAUGGACUAAUCAUAUCCGAACGAGCGAAUCUUCUAAAGCCUGGACCAGGUUAAGACGAAAGCGACUUUUUCCUACCAUUACAACAGCAAUUAGACCGGAGGAUGGAGUUGGUGGGACUUGUCUACAUUGGGAUGACCACCGAUUGCUCACAAUCCUUGAGGCGCGAAGGGGUCAGGGAGUCCCUGAUACGGAGGUCAUACUCGGCUCAAUUGCUGACCAAUUCAAAAUAGUAGGCAAUAGUGUUGCUCGUCCGGUGGCGCUGGCUUUAGGCUUAUCUCUCCGCGAGGCCUGGCUAAAGAAUGUAUCAGACGAGGCCAGCACAUUACAAAACCUUGCCAGUGUAGAAGAAUCAAUGACUUCCAAAUUGAACGCCACGAGUGAAUGGACAUUCGAUCGCACCGCGGGAGGUCAAUCAUCAACCCACGAGGUCUUCGAGAUCGUACCAAGAUUAGACUCGGCGUCCUCGACCAGCCAGUCGUCAAUCACGUCUGUGAUUGAGGCAACGACCCCAACGAGCUUAGGCAUGGACGACAAUCCUGAUCCUUUGUCAUACUGA